This is a messenger RNA of Micropterus salmoides (largemouth bass), 4598 nucleotides long. RefSeq names its product papilin a, proteoglycan-like sulfated glycoprotein (gene paplna). Bases 290 to 4009 code for a protein of 1239 amino acids. The transcript has 28 exons. Gene Ontology annotation, molecular function: serine-type endopeptidase inhibitor activity; metalloendopeptidase activity. The record is from RefSeq and is a predicted model, not a curated record. NCBI's taxonomy places the organism in Eukaryota, Metazoa, Chordata, Actinopteri, Centrarchiformes, Centrarchidae. Gene Ontology annotation, cellular component: extracellular matrix. Gene Ontology annotation, biological process: extracellular matrix organization.
GGUUUAACCAGCAAGACUUUCUCUCCUUCUUCUGGUCGGUUUCCUGUUGGUCGCGAGACACAUAGAGAAAGACAGGGAGGGAGGGAGAGUGGGAGACAAAGGUUUCCAGCCAGAUAACCCUCCUCAUAUAUUGAGGACACUCCGGAUUUUUACAGACGCAUCUUCAAGACAAAGUUCGGGAGAGACACCAGCUGUCAGUCCCAGUGCGUCCUGCAAGGUCCUCCGCAAGGAUCCACUGGCGGUUUGCGACUCGAAGAAACCGCAUUGAAAGCCACUGAACAGGGCAACAAUGAAGAUUCUCCUGCUUCUGGUAAUCCUUCAGCUGCUCUUGGCUCCAGCGCUCACGGUGCCCAGUGUGGAUCACUGGGACUCGUGGGGUCCGUAUGGAGAAUGCAGCCGCAGCUGUGGCAGCGGUGUGACCAUGAGAACCAGACGCUGUAUCACCCUCAGGGCUGAUGGAGGACACAACUGUGUGGGACCAGACAAGUCUUACCGCUCCUGCAACAUCCAGGACUGUCCGGAGGGCUCCAGGGAUUUCCGUGAAGAGCAGUGCUCCCAGUUUGAUGGGACUGACUUCCAGGGGAAACGCUACAAGUGGCUCCCAUACUAUGGAGCUGAGAACCCCUGUGAGCUGAACUGCAUGCCAAGAGGAGAAAACUUUUUCUAUCGUCACCGCAGCUCUGUGGUUGAUGGUACGCCCUGCCACCCAGGACGCAGGGAUGUUUGUGUUGAUGGAGUCUGCAAGCGUCUGGGCUGUGACAAUAUGUUGGAGUCUCCUCAGCAGGAAGACCCCUGCCUGCAGUGUGGGGGUAACGGACAGUCCUGCUACAGAGUCAAGAACAGCUUCUCUGUACGCGACCUGCCAACUGGCUACAACCAGAUGUUCAUCAUCCCUGUUGGAGCCACCACCAUCAGCAUCAGAGAAACGGUGGCCACACGCAACUACCUUGCUAUCAAGAACCUGCGUGGUGAGUACUACCUCAAUGGCCACUGGGUAAUUGAGUUUUCCAGGGCGACACCGAUUGCUGGAACUAUGCUGUACUAUCAGCGAGGAGCUGAGGGUGACAAUGUCCCUGAAACCAUCAUUGGCCGUGGCCCCACCACUGAACCCCUUGUUGUUGAGCUGAUCAGCCAGGAGCCAAAUCAAGGAGUGGAGUAUGAAUUUUAUCUUCCUAAUGGACGCUCCAGAGACGGCUACUACUGGAGUUUUGGAUCAUGGUCUGCCUGCAGCAGAGAGUGUGGAUCAGGCUACCAGUCUCGUUUGGUCUUCUGCACCAUUGAUAAUGAGGCCUACCCCGAUUAUCUCUGUGCAUCUCUGCCAAGGCCACAAACCAACCGUACAUGCAACCCGCAUACAUGCCCACAGACUCGCAGGAUGGCGUACCAGUAUCCACCACAGUUGUGGAGACCCUCAGAAACACCCAGAGCCUAUGUAUUAAGCUGGAGAACGGGUGAGUGGAAUACCUGCUCAGUUACCUGCGGGGGAGGCUCUCAGGUGCGCAGAGUGGAGUGCGUCUCCCAUGAUGCCUCGGGCCCCCGCGUGGUGGAGGAUGCCAUUUGUGCCGCCUACGCUGAGGCACCGCCCACUCUACAGACCUGCAACAUGCACAAGUGUGCAGAGUAUCGUGCGAGUAGAUGGAGCGCGUGCUCAGUGACCUGUGGGUCAGGUGAACAGACCAGGGAAGUCAACUGUGUUGGUUCAGGAGGAAUGAGGCUGGAGGAAACAUCCUGCAGGACUUUGCUCCGUCCAAUUGCUGUCCGACCUUGUGAGAUGGCGGCCUGCCUGAAACAGAUCAGCUGGCACGUCGGAGAGUGGGGACUGUGCACAACGAGCUGUGGCGGCGGCUCACGAGAGCGCCAGGUGAUCUGCUCAGACCAAGAGAGGAACCUGUACCCAAUGGACCAAUGUAACGCCAAUCCCAAACCUUCCACAGUGGAGCGGUGCAACACCCAGCCCUGCUACAGCCCACAGGUUGUUCCCAGCAUUCAGGACCCACGAGGACACGACAACACACAGACUGUUUUCCAGCCCUAUGUGCCAGAUCACGCAACAGUCCGCAGGCCUGAGACGGACCCAACCCAGACAAACACGGUUCACGACCCUCACAGUUCCGCCCCGGCCCCCCACUGCAGCCAGUCCUAUUAUGGCUGCUGCCCAGAUGGACGUACUUCAGCCGGAGGCCCCCAGGGUCUGGGCUGCCCACGGGCCCCAGCUUCCAGUCCUGUCCAGCCAUCAUGCAUUCAGACCAGUUACGGCUGCUGCAGAGACAGAGUGACGGCUGCUCAGGGCCCCAACAAGGAGGGCUGCGUGGAGUAUGUGGCCCCUGCACCCACUGCUGCUCCUUCUGUUCCCACUGAGAAUGCAGCACAGUGCCGUACCACCACCUACGGGUGCUGUUAUGACCGCACCACACCUGCUGUAGGGCCCAACGGGGAGGGCUGCCCAAACCCACCCAAUCACAUUGAGCGCUCUAUCUGCUCCCUGCCUCGUGCUGCCGGCUCCUGCAGCAACUGGAUAUCACGCUACCACUACGACGUCAUCACCUCCAAGUGUGUGCACUUCUGGUAUGGAAGUUGCCACGGUAACAGUAACAACUUCAUGUCCCGGGCUGAGUGCCAGAGGGUGUGCCAGGUGCCUGCACCAAGCCAACAGGGUCCGGGGCCAGUCGCUCCAGCGGGAGAGCCAACUUCUAGAAGAGAAUCUACCCCUGGAAGGGCCACAUCUGAAGGAGGCACCGUGUCUGAAGCAGGCACCGCAUCUGGAGGGUCAGCAGGCAGGGGGUCACGCAACAUGGGGAGGAUUUUCACAGUCCAGGGAGGCUCGACCAGCGGCACCGGCAGACAGGCCACAAGUGCCGCCACCCAUGCCCACAGAGCUAGAGUCCAUAUGCGCGUGCGCCGGCCUUCACCUGCAUCUGCUGCCCAGCACACCGUCCCAGCAGCGAGUUUGACCCUCGGAGAAGUGACCAUCGAUAAGACCGACCCCUCGACAGUGGAAGCUUUAGUUGGCCAGACAGUGGUGCUGCCCUGCAGAGUCAGCCCGCCACCAUCCUCUACUGUCAUUGUCGAGUGGAGAAGAGACGGCAUCCCUCUGUCUACGCACAGGCAUCACCAGCAGCCCAGUGGUUCCCUGUUAAUUGGUCCUCUCACUAAGUCAGACUCUGGUUGGUUCUUGUGCAUUGCAACUCGUGAACAGGAGAGAGACCACCGCUACAUUUACCUGUCUGUCACAGAGGGAUCAUCUCAGCUGAUUCCUACCUCAUUGCCCAGAGAUGUUCCUUUCCCUCGGUUCAGUAUCGAGCGGUCAAGCUCUUCUUUGCUGGAAAUGCGAGCAGGACAAACUGCCAGACUGCCCUGCACUAUUGUCCCUCCUUCAGCACUUCAGUCUGUCAACAUUCAGUGGACUAAAGAUGGACAGACCCUCAGUGACUCAAGGUAUACCAAACAUUCAGAUGGCACGCUGAUCAUCGGCUCUCUGAAGCCGGGGGACUCUGGUGUUUACACAUGUACAGCCUCCACUCAGCAGCAGCUAGAGCAGAAACAGCUGCAGCUCAGAAUCCAAGCUGACCUGAGGAUCACCACAGCUCCUAAUAACAUCCAGGUGUCUGAAGGCAGCACAGCUCUGCUCCCCUGUGUGGUGUCAGGGGACAACGUCAAUAUAGGCUGGUCCAGAAAUGGUGUACCAGUGCGUCCAGACGGUCGUAACAUCCUGGUGUCUUCCGACGGCAGCCUGAUCCUGAAUAACGUAAAGCCUUCAGAUGAGGGCACUUACACCUGUAACGCAUACACUGGCAUCUACUCUGUGAGUGCCACGGCUGAAGUUAGAGUCACUAAAGACACACAUCAAGGUGUUGAUGUGCCGCCAGAAUGCGUGGACCAGCCUGAGCUUGCCAACUGCGAGCUGAUAGUUUACGCCCGACUUUGCUCCAACUCAUACUACUCCAGUUUCUGCUGUGCCAGCUGUACCAGGCAUUUGCAGAGAAACGACAGGUUUGGUCGGCUAGGCUAAAGCCGCAGAGGGUUUAAAAACUCUGGGAUGGGUGGGAGAGACGACAGGGGACAGGUGAGUUUUGGAGGACUGCAUUUUGAAAACCUUCCAACACCGAACUUCUGCAAUUGCCAAAAGGACUCAAAACACUCAUAUCUGUUCACAACCACAAUUCAAGAAUGCAAUGAAAAAGGGACUGAUUACUAUAGAUGAGGUUAAAUCUAUAAACACUGAAACAUUAAACAGGGGCCUUAAAAUUAAACGUACAGUGUAAACCUAUAAAGUCUGUUGACUGUGAUAAAUGGUCUUCUUACUUUUUCAAAAUAAGUUAUUUACUCACUGGACCUUACUGCACACAUUCUCUGUUUUCUAGAGAAUUAUUAUGAUUUCACUUUCAGGUCACUGAAUGGAUUUUACAUGUCAACCCAGUAAGCCCAUCACAUGUGAAAUGAUUCCAUCUCUGCUGAACUGUUUUGACCACUGCUCUUUUUUUAAUCAGUAUUUUGGCAUCUCACUGAUAAAAAUGUUGUAUUUGCUUUUCGUAUUGUUUAUUUUUAUGUAAGUAUUUGAUAAUAAAAAUAAUAUUUUGAUAAAAGCUCCUGGUGGUUCG